AUUCACAUACAGGCGGAUUGAAACUAAACAGUGGACAAAUUGAAAGACUGGCAUUCAAGGGACGUAGCACAAGUGGAAUACGUUUUUCUUUUAAGGCAAUUCAAGCAAUUUGAGUUAACUUAUCGAAAGUACAAUUACAAAAGCCAAGAUGUCUAUGACAGCCAUCGAACACGUAGUUACCUCUUUAUUGUUUCACGUGAUUUGCAGCAGCGGAGGAAAAGGGAAAGAGAGGCUACAAAACUCUGUUCAACGUUUUUCAUGCGCUGUCUUGUUUUUAAUUAAGAAGAUACAGUUUGGACGAUGUUUGGCGGACUUGUAACUAAAAGGUCAUUGCAGAAUGAGGUAACUGGCAUAGACCUUCAGGUCCCUCUUUACAAUGAGGUCCGGGGAACCAUGAUGACAGGCCAUGUUGAAUACCAGAUCAUUGUGGUGACACGGUUGGCUGCCUUCAAGUCUCCAAAACAUAAACAAGAAGAUACUAUACAGCUCCUGGUUUCAAAGAAGUACAGUGAAUUCAAUGAAUUUUACAACCGACUUUAUGCCCAAUAUUCAAGUAUAUCCUUGCCUGCAAUGCCUCGGAAAGUUCUAUUUGUCAGUGAGGCAGACAUCCGUGAACGCAGGUUGGCCUUUGAUGCGCUAGUCAAGUUCAUCUCCAAGAACUCAACACUUGCUGCAUGUCCAGAGCUACUGGAGUUCUUAGGUGCCAAAAUGAAUGGAAGUGAUUUUAGUAACAGGAAUUUUGCUAUUGAGGAAGACUCAGAAAACAACGAGGUCAGUUUCUUUCAAAAAGAAGAAACCUCCACUGGUAUUCCAAGAGAAGAUAGAAGUGAGAUGAAGCUUAUUAAUGGGGAUGAACAAGACUCCACAGAGCAGGGGAAUGUCAAGCACCGUAGCCGGAAGAACGUGCUUCCAGAAGGAAACAGCAGUGAUGUGAAGCUGCUUGAGGAGCCAGAGCUGGGGGCUUCUCUGCUGCCCCCACUAGGGGCUUCUCUGCUACCCCCAGCAGGGGCAUCUGCUGGUUGUGGUGCGGAGGAUGAUGCAAAUGAACUAUUCAGGAUAGAGGAUGACUUUGACAAACUUCUCCAAAUCAAGAAAUGUAUCAAAAAUGAGCUAACCUCAGUACCAAAGACAAAUCCAAAACCAGCACUGCUUAAGAAGCCAGAAACGUGUAUCUCUAGUGGAGGUCAAUCUCUGAUUGUAGAUCAGUUAAAGGAUCAAAUGGACGUUUUAAAAUACAUCCAAGAGAAUGAGUCGACUGCUGCUAAUGAUCUGGAACUGUUUUAAUAUCUGUUUUAAUGUUCAAUAUUAACUCGAUAUGCUGAUUGGAGCUGUUGUAUUGAUUGAUAGUGGCAAGAACAAUACUCAUGGACAUUCCUUAUAUUUAUAUUACAUUACAUGACAUUAUAUUUACCUCCAAUGUGAGUUUCCGCAGUUGCGCAUUCCAGACAUUAAGCUCCUGAAUGUAAUAUGAAGGAAUUUCCCAGAAUGCUUCACCAUUUAAUAAUAUAUGAUAUAAUAAUAAUAUACUGUAUGAAUGCUUCACCAUUUAAUAAUAUAUAUAUUAAAAUACCUUACCUAUUGUUUUCA
Messenger RNA from Hypomesus transpacificus, 1587 nucleotides. RefSeq names its product HCLS1 binding protein 3 (gene hs1bp3). The coding region runs from base 301 to 1284 and encodes 327 amino acids. Gene Ontology annotation, molecular function: phosphatidylinositol binding. The record is from RefSeq and is a predicted model, not a curated record. The transcript is spliced from 7 exons. Lineage: Eukaryota; Metazoa; Chordata; Actinopteri; Osmeriformes; Osmeridae.